AUGAGUCUUCCAGAGUUUGAUGUAACCGGACAGAAAGUAUUGAUUACCGGCGCGGGCCGGGGCAUCGGCAAGGGCAUCGCCCUGGCCUUUGCCGAAGCUGGAGCAGACGUGGCCAUCACCGGCCUCACCGAUACCGGUGUCAAUGCCGUGGCCGAGCAAAUAACGGGCCUGGGCCGCACGGCCCUGCCCCUGACCGGCGACGCCACCAAGGCCGCUGAUAUGGACCGCAUCGCCGAGCAGACCCUUGCUGCAUUCGGCCACCUCGACACCCUGGUCACCUGCGUGGGGGACGCCAUCCGUAAGCCGGUGGUCAAGCUGCCCGGCAUUGCCGUUGACGGUAUGAGCGAAGAGGAAUGGCACUUCAUAGUUGACGUCAACCUGACCGAGGCCUUCCAGGGAUGCCGCGCUCUCGGCGGCCACCUGCUGGACCGGAGGCAGGGUUCCGUCGUCAACAUCUCCGGCUGGGCCGCGUUCCGAGGACGCCAGGGCUCCGCUGCUUACGACGCCGCCAAGGCCGGGGUCAUGCGCUUCACCGAGUCGCUGGCGCAGGAAUGGGCCCCCUACGGCGUCCGUGUUAACUCCGUUGCCCCGGGCAGUUUCCCCGACCCGGCCCAGAUGUCCGAUGAAGCCUACCAGGCCCGCCAGGAUGCCGCGAAGGAACAGGUCCCGCUGGGUCGUGUGGGCUACCUCAAGGAAAUUGGCUACCUGUCCGUCUUCCUGGCCUCCCCAGCCGCCGCCUACGUAACCGGCCAGACCUGGGCUGUGGAUGGCGGGGUUAGUAUCAAGAGCGGGUAG
Molecule: messenger RNA, 795 nt
Organism: Geodia barretti
Lineage: Eukaryota; Metazoa; Porifera; Demospongiae; Tetractinellida; Geodiidae
Source: the annotation of a GenBank genome assembly